Molecule: messenger RNA, 1227 nt
Organism: Cordyceps fumosorosea ARSEF 2679
Lineage: Eukaryota; Fungi; Ascomycota; Sordariomycetes; Hypocreales; Cordycipitaceae
Exons: 1
Coding region: 1-1227 (408 amino acids)
Source: RefSeq, a predicted model, not a curated record
AUGAAGGCCUCCGUCGUCCUCGCUCUUUCCGCCAGCCUCGCCGCCGCUCACCCCCUCAGCAAGCGCCAGGCCGAGCUCGCGCCGUUCUUCGAACCCCACCCCGAGUCCGGCACCUGCCGCGACCCCCACCCCGGCGGCGACGACACCGGCAAGACCGAGUUCUGCGUCGGCACCAAGGUGUACUGCGCCGAGGGCUUCUACAAGCUCUUCGACGAGCCCAUCAAGACCGAGGCCGAGUGCAUCGCCUCGCGCGAGAAGACCGCCAAGAAGCUGCCCUUCCUGCAGCCCGACCAGUCCGCCUGCGGCGUGGACUUCAAGAACAAGAAGGCCAAGUCCGAGGCCUGCCAGGGCACCGAGAAGUACUGCCGCAACGGCUUCUUCAAGGCUUUCAAGGAGGAGGUCGCCAACGCGGAGGAGUGCCGUGCGGCCAGAGACGAUCCCGCCGACGCCAAGGACAAGAACGAGAACAAGAACGGCGAGACCGAGACCCCCGCUACUCCCGUGACUCCCGCCGAGGAGGCCAAGACUCCCACCGAGGAGAGCAAGGGCGAGACCGAGACCCCCGCUACCCCUGAGACUCCCGCCGAGGAGGCCAAGACUCCCACCGAGGAGAGCAAGGACGAGACCGAGACCCCCGCUACCCCUGAGACUCCCGUCGAGGAGACCCCCGCGACCCCCGAGACUCCCAAGGAGGAGGGCAGCGGCGAGACCCCCGUAACCCCCGUCAAUCCCGAGGCUCCCAAGGAGGAGGGCAACGGCGAGACCUCUGAGACUCCCACAACCCCCGAGGCCCCCACAACCCCCGAGGAGCCUGCCACCCCCGAGGAGCCUGCCACCCCCGAGCAGCCCGCCACCCCCGAGGAGGAACUGCCCGAGUGCGAGGAUGUGGUACCCGAGGACCCCGCCACUCCGGGGGUCCCCGCCGCCCCCGAGACUCCCGAGACCCCCGAGACCCCUGCCACUCCUGAGGCUCCCAAGGACGAGGGCAAGGGCGAGACCGAGACCCCCGCUACCCCGGAGACUCCCGUCGAGGAGACUCCCGCGACCCCCGAGACUCCCGAGACUCCCAAGGAGGAGGGCAGUGGCGAGACCCCCGCAACCCCCGCCACUCCCGACGCUCCCAAGGAGGAGGGCAAGACCGAGACUCCUGAGGCUCCCAAGGACGAAGGCGAGACCGAGACCGAGACCCCCGCGACUCCUGAGACUCCUAAGAAGGAGAGCAAGUAA